UUAAAUGUUUUGGUUUGGGUUCACAUGUGUUCCGAUGAGAAAUCAGAUGAUAAGAGUUUUGGGAUCAGCUGAGUAAGUUUAAAUCAUUGUGUAUAACCACACGUAGGUAUUCAUUCCUUUCCUGUCGACGUUAAAUUUUAAACAUGAAUUGGAGUUGCAUUCUAUGUGGUAAAACUUUUACUGGUGAAGUUUGUUAUCAGCAGCAUAUACAAAGUGAAAAACAUAAGAAAAAAGUAAAGUUAGAAGAACUAAAAGGUGCUGACUGUAAGCCUGAUGCUUUGAACUUGCUCUCAGUUGGCGAGUUAUUUACAUGUAACACCUGUCACAUUUCAUUUAAAACACUGUCCAACUACCAAAAACAUGUUGAGAGCUUGGAACAUGGCAAGAAUUUGAUGAAAAAAGAUGCUGAUGAAAAUUCAUCUGAAAGAUGUUCAAGUCCUUCCGAAGGGAGUGAUGAAAUUGAUUCUAGUUUGAUUGAAAUGCAAGAGGAUGAUGCUAAGCCAAUAAAUUUGCAGGAAUGUGUUAAUCAAAAGUUAUAUUACAGAAGUUGUGAGAUUUGCAAGAUGAUUUUUAGUGGUCCUGAGCCAUAUCAGCAACACUUAGCAAGUAUUGGGCAUAGAAAGAAAUUGGCUCAAAAUCCAAGCAAGAAUUUGAUAGAAAGAGAUGCUGAGAAAGAAAAAAAUGCAAUUGCUUCCACAGGAAGAGAUGGAAAUGGUUCUAGUUUCAUGGAAAUGCAAGAUGAUGAUGACAGACUAAUAAACUUGCAAGAAUGUGUUAAUCGAAAAAUAUAUUAUAAAAGCUGUGACCUUUGCAACAAGAUGUUUUCAGGUCCUGAGCCAUAUCAUCAGCAUUUAGCAAGUAAUGGUCAUAAGAAGAAAUUGGCUCAAAAUUCAAGCAAAGUUGGACUCUCAAAUCCUGGAUCCAAUACCUCUGAAAAUCCUGGUAUUACUGUUUUUGCUCCUCUAGGGAUUAAUGAACUCUAUUGCAAAGUAUGUGAUAAAACAUUUUCUGGACCAGUUCCUUAUGACCAGCAUAUGAAAAGUGAAGUGCACAAGAAACAAGUAGAAAGAAAGCAUUUUUUUGGCAGUAGUUGUACAAGUAACAGUUUGAAUGAAAAUGUCAGCAAGGAAAAUGCUGUAGAUUCUACAACAGAUAAAGAGGAAAAUGCUUCAAAUAUUCAACAAAAUAAUGGGACUCGAGCGGAAUGUAGUGACUCCAAAAAUGACAGUAAAAUGGAAAAUAAUCUGCGGGAUUCAUCAGAAAAUCUUUCUGACUUGAUUCUCCCCAGUAUAGAAAAUUUGGAUGUAAUUACGGCAGAUCGGCUCAAUGUUAAAUUUUUUGAUGUGAAUUCGGAGAUAAAUUUUGACAAGUGCAUGAAAGGCACCACACUAUGUGAAUCUAAUUCAAAUGAAAAAGAAAUGGCGAUGGAAACUGAAGUUAUUCAAAAAUGCUCUCUUUGCAACAUAUUUUUAAAAAAUAUUGAUGAUUUAAAGAAGCAUUAUGAAAGUAAAGAACAUUUUUUGAAAAAAUGGAGCAAGUAGAGCUACUUCUAAAUACUUGCAAUCCUGAAAAACUGCUAAAAGAAAAUUGUUCAUGGCAGAAACAUGUCACAUAAAUUUCAAAAACAUUUUAAAAAUCAAAUUAUAAAACCUUAAUAUCACAAUUACAGUCAAUCAAGGUAACUUUGAUCCACAAAUUCUUUAUUUGUGGCUGAUCCACUCAUGUUUUAAUAGUGUUAAAGCAUCUAUUUUAAAACUGAGUAAAAAACACCUGAAGUAGUGUAUAUAGUUAGCCAAAAUUAAGAAACAAUAAUUAUAAAAACCACUUAAAAUGCAAUAAUAACCUGGUUUUAAGCUAACUUUCCACUCAGGUCAACUUUGAAUCAUGCGAGAACUGUAAUACAGAUUAUUAUAAUAAAAGCAGUUUAACUGUGAAGCAGGAUGUAACAGCAGAAGAGUAAAAUUUCUAAAUGCUUGAAAACUUCUUAUUUUUAUUUCAUAGAAUCACAAAAGUUCUGUGAUUUUUUUUUUUUUUUCAUAUUGCAUAGAAUAUUACAGCAUAAAACCAGAGAUUUCAACAAUUUUAAAUCAGCAUUCAAAAAUAACUUCCAAACUAACUUUAGAAUCAUUUCAAGUUCAAGUGCAAUCAGAACAUUUGCUCACGCAAUUAUUAGACUGUGUACUAUGUGCCUUGUCCCAGCUUCACUACAACAAGUUUUCGAAAGUUUUAUUGGCAACACUAGAAAAAUUUACUGCACAAAGAGCAAAAAUCACACCCAGGGUACCGAACCCAUGACCUCCUGUACAGCAUACAGACAAGCACGACCACUCGGCUUUGGAGGCCUCUUCAGAGUUAUUUGAGUAUACAGUUAGCUGUGUGCAUAGCCUUGCCAACUUAUUUUGUAAAAGUGAUAUAAUAAUCUAGUCAGCAUUGGGCCUUCUUCAAUUAUUUUUGAAGUUAAUUUUUGAAGACUAAAAUACAUGGAAACAUUUAUUGUAAAGAUAAGGCAGAAAAAAAAAUAUAUGUAUAUCUAGUCAAGAUUUUAUGCCUUUUAUGUUUAAAUUUAAUUUUACAUUGAAUUCAAUGUAUAUAAUUAUAUAAAGUAUAUUUCAAAAUACAGUAGAACUUCAGUUAUUUGAAUCCUGUUGAUCCAAAUCGCUGAUUAUCUGAAUGACUUUUAGAGUUUUGGAGGGGGUAAAAGAUAGAAUUGCAUUCUAAUUUGGUAAAUGAUUCUGUCAACCCCUCUGCAAAGUUGGUGUGGACGCAGUGCAAACAUUCUUGGGAUGAUGUGUCACUGUCUCGUAAGGCGUCAUUAUAGACUUUUAAUGUGCUGCAUUUAAAAAUAUGCUUAACAUGUAGCUUUUCAUUUAAUUGAAAUCUAUGUUUCUUUAAAAAUGGUUUUUACUCUAUUUUAAAAAAAAAAUAUUGAUUACUGAUUUUCAACAUGCAUGCAGUAAAAAAAAAAACUUUUUUUUUUUCAUUAAAAUGAUGGGUGUUUGUGAUUUCAAAUUUCCGAAACUAAAGAAUUUUUUUUUUUUAAUUUAAAUUUUUUUCCCCCAAUGAUUUAAUUAUUUUUGUAUGUAUAUUUUAAGAGUUUUUACAGGAAGGGGGGGGGGGGCUUCCUCAUAGCUCCCGAAAAUGUCACACAGACUUCAUAAAAUUUUACUAGAGUCUACUAUCACCCCUGGUUAAAAUCCAAUUAUUCGAAUUUUUGCUUAUCUGAAUGAAGUCCAGUACCAACUGAUUUGGAUAAUUGAAGUUCUACUGUAUACUUGGUCCAAAGAAAUUGUUACAGUUGAAUAAAAUUUUAAAUGUGACAUUGAAAGAUGCUAUUAUUACUGUC
Molecule: messenger RNA, 3343 nt
Organism: Uloborus diversus
Lineage: Eukaryota; Metazoa; Arthropoda; Arachnida; Araneae; Uloboridae
Exons: 2
Coding region: 144-1541 (465 amino acids)
Cellular component (GO): precatalytic spliceosome
Molecular function (GO): zinc ion binding; double-stranded RNA binding; single-stranded RNA binding
Source: RefSeq, a predicted model, not a curated record